AUGCCCUGGGUGACAGCGCCCGCCUUGAUCGGCGGCGGUGUCUUGACUUUUGGCGCCUUCUGCACUGGUAUUGGCGGUGCCCAGAAUUACGCUACUGUCCUGGUCCUGAGAAUUCUGGUCGGGUGUGCUCAAGCUUUCAUUCAGGGCUUGGGUCUUUACCUAUCCUUUUGGUACAAGAGAAAUGAGAUUGCUUCCCGAAGUGCUGUCUUUUAUUCUGCUGCAACCAUUGCCGGCGCAUUUUCCGGCCUCAUAUCCUACGGCAUUCUGAAGCAUCUAACUCUCGAGAGCACUGGGCUCGAACCAUGGAGAUGGCUUUUCAUCAUCGAAGGCAUCAUGGCGGUGGUGGUGGGCAUAACUGUCAUCUUGGUCUUCCCCAACUUUGCCGACCGUAUGAAACAGUUAAAGACAUGGCUGUUGAGUGAGGUCGAUCUCAAACUUGCGAUUGAGAGGUCUAAGGACUAUAACACCACUGGAGCCAACCUUGAUGUGAGGCAGAUCUGGAAAUGUCUGAAGGAUCCCAAAUCCUGGAUGCUCGCAGUCAUCAACGCCGGCGUGUCCCUUGGUAUUGCAUCCGUCGGCAAUUUCCUCCCAACUUUUGUUCGGUCUUUCGGCUACUCUGCAGACAAGGCACAACUUUUCACCGUGAUUCCAUACGCCUGCGCUGCUAUCUUCCUGAUUGCAAUUUGCUUCCUAUCCGACAGAUACAACACCAAAGGCCCGUUUCUCAUCGUCACCCUCUCAGUCUCUUGCGCUGGCUACAUAAUACUCCUUUCCGUGCGCUCCGUCCCGGUCUUGAUCUUCGCCACCUGCCUGAUCACAGCUGGUCUGUACCCGAGCGUGAUCCUGCUGACGUCGUGGCUCGGCAUCAACACCUGCGGCUUCACCAAGCGCGGCACUACCUGGGCCAUGGCUGAGGUCUUCGGACAAUGUUUCUCCAUUAUGGGCACGCACGUUUACGACCAUCCACCGCGCUUCGUCAAGGGACAUUCCAUCGUCCUGGGUAUGCUACUUGUUGCCAUCAUCAUGGCCACGUCGAAUAUCUUCUGGAUGAGCUAUCAGAACAAGCGCAAGGAAGCGGAGAUGGAGCGUUACCGUUCCUCUGGCGAGCUCCAUCCACACUUUGAACGGAGCUUGGAGGACGAGGGCGACCAGCAUCUAGCUUUCAGGUAUAUUUUGUAA
Messenger RNA from Cladophialophora bantiana CBS 173.52, 1179 nucleotides. RefSeq lists its product as uncharacterized. The coding region runs from base 1 to 1179 and encodes 392 amino acids. The record is from RefSeq and is a predicted model, not a curated record. Gene Ontology annotation, cellular component: membrane. Gene Ontology annotation, molecular function: transmembrane transporter activity. The transcript is spliced from 3 exons. Lineage: Eukaryota; Fungi; Ascomycota; Eurotiomycetes; Chaetothyriales; Herpotrichiellaceae. Gene Ontology annotation, biological process: transmembrane transport.